GCAUUUCAGAGCUGUCGCUGUCACAUACACACAGAGAGACAACAGUGACGUUCUGCAGAACCGGAAACAGGGGGCGGGCUCCGAUGAGGGAGCUGCCAGGGAUCGGGGAGCGGAGCUGGGAGAGGCCGAGGCUCGGGCCGGGGCCCGUAGAGCCACCGGGGACAUGCGAGGGGCAGCGGCGGAGGAGGAGGCGGCCGCGUCCUAUCGGGUGCUGAGCCGGUUGCUAGGCUGCGCUCCUGAGGCGGAGGACGCUGCAAGACCCCGGCUAAUGGUGUUCCGGAACAUGCUGAGAGGAGAGGAGGAGGGGGGAGAGGCCGCUCCGGAGCCCGAGGCUCUAGUGGAAGCGCUGCCUGCUGAAGGGAGCCCCCAGUCGGCGGAGCUGUGUAACCGGCACCGCAAGGCCGCGCAGCCCGGGCUGGGGCUGGAACUGCAACUGGGGGCCCUGGGACUGCGGGGGGCCGGCUGCCCCUGUGAGGAGACCAGCGAUGCGCUGUUAGUGCUGGAAGCGCCGGAGGCCCGCCGGCUGGAGGAACAGGAGGAAGGGGAGGCAGCGGGACAGGCCCCGAGCAGGAGGGCCCAGAACAGGAAGGCCUCCCUGCGGAACCGACUCUCCAGGAUCUUCCGCACCAAGAGCUGCGCCGGGCCCCCAGGAACUGCUGAGAGAGAGCUGGGGGGCUCCGGGGGGAGUCUGACUGACAUGUCCCGGGACAGAGAGUUGGAGCUUGGCAGGAAGCCGCGAUUGACCAGAACUCAAAGUGCCUUUUCUCCAGUCUCCUUCAGUCCGCUCUUCACUGGUGAAACGGUGUCGCUUGUGGACGUGGACAUUUCACAGAGAGGAUCCUCCUCUACACAUCCUCCCACUCCCCCUCCGCCUCCCCGUAGGAGCCUCAGCCUUUUAGAACCUUUACCACGCUUGGUUCCGCUAAGACCAACUGAGUGUGUCCCAGUUCCACUGGUGCAGCCGCUGCAGUGCCCCCUAUUUAAACAGGACCCUAGUAGCUUUGCUGCCAGCCUGCGGGAGCUUGAGAAGUGUGGUUGGUACUGGGGUCCAAUGAACUGGGAGGAUGCAGAAAUGAAGCUGAAGGCGAAACCAGACGGCUCCUUUCUGGUGCGAGAUAGUUCAGACCCUCGGUACAUUCUUAGUCUGAGUUUCCGAUCACAGGGCAUCACCCACCACACACGCAUGGAACACUAUAGAGGCACAUUCAGCCUCUGGUGCCACCCGAAGUUUGAGGAUCGCUGUCAGUCGGUAGUGGAGUUUAUUAAACGUGCCAUCAUGCACUCUAAGAAUGGGAAGUUCCUGUAUUUUCUUCGCUCGCGAGUACCAGGUCUCCCCCCUACCCCAGUUCAGCUUUUGUACCCCGUUUCCCGCUUCAGCAAUGUGAAGUCCCUGCAGCACUUGUGCCGCUUUCGUAUUCGGCAGCUGGUCCGGAUCGACCACAUUCCAGAGCUCCCACUACCCAAACCCCUCAUCUCAUACCUGCGCAAGUUCUAUUAUUACGACCCCCAGGAGGAGGUAUACCUUUGUCUAAAGGAGGCGCGGCAUCUGAACAAAUUGGAGUCUGGGAGCGAGAGCUCCACGUAGCGAGGAUUCCGCGCUUUCCCUCUUCAUAGGCCGAACCAGGAUGCAGAAUGCUGAGCAAGAGAACAAUGGAUGACCCUGGGGAUGUUUGAAUUAGAGGCUGCAGUUCUGACUGGCUAGCGUGGUCCCUCUUACUCCGGUAGCCACAUUGCCCCCUUUUGUAGGAGUUGGAAUACCAAGCAAGUUGUUUGGCACACCAAGCUUAUCCACAUUGGCACUGAGGGAGCUGAAGUUAUAUAGAGCCCUGCCUCCAUCCUCGGUGUUCUGGCCUAUCCCUGAACUGGAAACCAUCCCUCAAGGGUCAGGGGAAUUGGCAUUCUGUUCUCUAGGCCGCUCCAUCAUCUGGGUUUCCAUGGUUGUUCUACCGAUACUGUAACAGGAUACAAUGAGCGUAUUCAUCUCACAGAUGCUGAAUAUCUCCUUGAAGUGAAAGGGUACAGCCAAGCCGCGCCUGUCCCUGGCCACACACACAUGAUACUACUGAUGCUUUUGUCUCCCCACUGGACGUGGGAUCAGGUUUUUCAGUUUCUCCAGCGUUAUACUACUGAUUGGACUUGCUGUUACUUCUGCAACGUAGGGACUCCGUAUCCCAAAACUCUUGUCUCUUCUUAUCUCAAGAUUCCUUUCUCCAAGGUGUUAAAACCGGUCUAAACACUGGAGUCCGUUCACUGGAGAUCAAGCCAACUCCUUUAAUGAACUGGUUGCCAGACAGCCGGCGUACUUGAAGAGGUUCGUGGGUGGAAAGCGGAGAGCGAUGGUGAAUAUAUCUGCUGCCCUUAGCGGGAAGGACUGAUACCUUUCAUCCAUUUCACAGGACUAAAACAAAAAAAAAAAAAAACCAAGUUUCUUUUCCUCUCCAGCACAAUUCUUUCCCCCAUUUCCUCCCUCCCUUUUAUUCUUUUGUGUAUAUUUUGUUUCUUAUGCGCUUAAUUUAUUGAACGAUAGUCUGGGUGUAAUUUAUUUUCCCUUCCCUCGUUAUUCCCCCGCUGCUUGUGGGUUUUUUGAAUCUGUAACAAGGAAAACCGUAAAACAUUGGCGGUUGUUUCGGGGGGUUCUGUCCUGUGCGUGUGUGCGGCUUCUGUGCCCGUAUGGAGCCCCCCCCCCCCCCCCCCGUGGCCAGUUUGACGUGUCCUUCAAGCUCUGUUUGUACAUAUUGUCUUUUAGGCAUGACUGAGGCACAUCGGUUCAUUUCAAAAACAUAUAUAUAUUUUUGACUCCCCCGAAUAUUCCUUUCUUUGCAGUGGUUGAAUAGGAAAAAACUGCACAUUUGUUUUUUGUGUCAGUGGUCUGUCUUUCUACUUUGUCUCCUCGGUUUCCCCCCCCCCCCUGACCCAGAGAAACAAAAGCACUCGCCCCCCCCCCCCCUCUCUCCUCCUCACAUCCUCAUGGUGCUUCUGGGUCUGCACUUUGCUGUUGGAUUUUUCAAGAGGGGGCGGAGAGCGGGUUUAAAAUAAACUGUUUAGAAAUAACAG
Molecule: messenger RNA, 3054 nt
Organism: Xenopus tropicalis (tropical clawed frog)
Lineage: Eukaryota; Metazoa; Chordata; Amphibia; Anura; Pipidae
Gene: socs7
Product: suppressor of cytokine signaling 7
Exons: 9
Coding region: 164-1585 (473 amino acids)
Biological process (GO): intracellular signal transduction; protein ubiquitination
Cellular component (GO): plasma membrane; nucleus; cytoplasm
Source: RefSeq, a predicted model, not a curated record